UUUCCUAUCAGCAAUAAAAAUCAUGGCUUUUUCCACCAUUGAAAUGUUUUUGCCCUUGCUUGUGUUCUUAACAUUGCAGGGAAAUGUUGUCUGUUUGAGUGGCAGCUGGAAAGUGUUAAUAAAAGAUGCAGGGAUUUCUUCCAUGCACAGCGUAGUUACACAUUACGAUACAGUCGUUUUGCUGGACAGAAAAAUGAAAUUAUCCGGCCGCCCUUGUGAUGACGGAGUUUCGAACUCGGGACAUUGCAUUGUUCAGUCGAAAGAAUACCAUCCGGCAACAAAUAGACUGCGUCCGCUGGGUGGAGUUUCGAGCGACACGUGGUGUUCUUCUGGUCAGUUUGGGCCCAAUGGGACUCUUAUUCAAACCGGAGGGUACGGUAAUGGCGGACAGAAGGUCCGGUACUUCACCCCGUGUACCGGUUCUGCCGGUGGCCACCAGCAGUGCCAGUGGAUGGAGUCGAAGGAACCAAUGCUCAAAGUAAUUAGAUGGUACUCUACGAAUCAAUUACUUCCAGACGGCACCCAGAUCGUGAUGGGAGGCAUUGGCGGCGCAAACUACGAGUACUUCCCACGACGGCACGACAACGAUAACCCAACAGACUUACCUCUACUCAAAAAUUCAAACAAGGACGAGAACAACGGCUACUACCCGUUUCUCCACCUCCUACCAGACGGCUCACUAUUCAUCCUCGCCGGAACAAACUGCAUCCUCCUCAACACCACCACAAACAAACCCAAAAAAACACUCCCUCCCAUACCAGGCAACCCCCGAACCUACCCAUCUGGCGGCUCAUCAGUCAUGUUAACACUCCAUCCAACGGACAGAAACUCCUACGUCGAAGCCACGAUCCUCGUAUGCGGAGGCUCGGCACCCGGAGCUUACUGGGCCAAAGGCGGCGCAAACAUGACGGCUAUGCGCACGUGCGGUAAAAUCACUCCCACAAAUCGGGAGCCGUCAUGGGAAAUUGAGUACAUGCCUUUUGCGCGCACAAUGGGUGAUAUGGUAAUGUUGCCCACGCAAGACGUCUUGAUAAUCAACGGUGCUACGAAGGGCUCUCAGGGCUACCAAAAGGCCGCCGGACCGGCCCUUCACCCGGUCAUUUACAGCCCCUCUAAACCGGCUGGGAGACGGUUCGAACUACAGAACCCUAGUGCGGUACCUCGUAUGUAUCACUCAACGGCUAAUUUGUUACCGGACGGGCGGGUUCUCGUGGCGGGUAGUAAUACCCACACAACGUAUGUUUUUGAUGGGGAUUUUCCUUCGGAGCUCCGUUUGGAGGCCUUUUCACCUGGGUAUUUGGAUAGCGGUAAUGAUAAGAUGAGGGUUAGAAUUGAGAGGAUUGAUGAGAGGGUGAGUUAUGGAGGAGUGUUUUCUGUUGCGGUUUCUGGUGCUGAAUUGUCUGAGUUUGAGGUGAAUUUGAUGAGUGCCCCUUUUGCUACGCAUUCGUUCUUGCAGGGGCAGAGAUUGGUGAAUGUUAAUGUUGUUGGGAAGUAUGGGCAGGGGACCACGGUUUUGAAAUGUAAAGCUCCGCCCAGGGCGGAGGUGGCGCCGCCAGGUUAUUAUAUGGUUUUUGUUGUCAAUGGUGGUAUCCCUUGCUCUUCUGCUGGUUGGGUAAAAAUUAUCACAUGAUUUUAAUUGGUUAAAUUGUUGGGUUUUUAUGGAGGAAAUUUCAAGUGCAAUUUUUUAUAGGGAUGUUUAUAGUGAAAUUCUAGAUGGUUUCUAGAGUAGUGACUCUUGAUCUUCUAUAGAUGAUUUCUAAUUUGUUUGCAAGCAAAGAGCUUGUAUUGAUCUGUUGGUGCUCGAUAUCAUUUGUAAAAUUAUAUAUUAUAUGAAUGAAAUUAUAGAAUGGCACAUAAAUGUAUGAUAAA
Messenger RNA from Cryptomeria japonica (Japanese cedar), 1869 nucleotides. RefSeq names its product aldehyde oxidase GLOX. The coding region runs from base 23 to 1630 and encodes 535 amino acids. The transcript has 2 exons. Lineage: Eukaryota; Viridiplantae; Streptophyta; Pinopsida; Cupressales; Cupressaceae. The record is from RefSeq and is a predicted model, not a curated record.